Messenger RNA from Mus pahari (shrew mouse), 7300 nucleotides. RefSeq names its product ADP ribosylation factor GTPase activating protein 1 (gene Arfgap1). Gene Ontology annotation, cellular component: Golgi membrane. Gene Ontology annotation, molecular function: GTPase activator activity. The record is from RefSeq and is a predicted model, not a curated record. Gene Ontology annotation, biological process: regulation of ARF protein signal transduction; regulation of endocytosis. Lineage: Eukaryota; Metazoa; Chordata; Mammalia; Rodentia; Muridae. The coding region runs from base 318 to 1592 and encodes 424 amino acids. The transcript has 14 exons.
CAAAACGCGACGUAGCCGGAAGCUGCUGGCGGCUGGUGGGGGGGAUCUGAGCGCCUAGUCCAGCUUGGCACCUCGGCCGGACCCGACCUCCUCCUGGGGGCAGCAGGAUUCCAGUGUGCGACCGUCCAGACCCCCCCGCCCCCGCCUCCCGGCCUGUGAGCCUUGCCGCCCUUCAACCUAGCGGUUGCACGGACCUACGUGGCCCCUCAGCGCUCUGGUCCCGAGCAGUCUUGGAGGCAGACUGGUUCUGCACUGCCCACUUGGCCGGGAAAGGGCCUCUGCCCUUCACUUCGAAAGAAGAUUCUGUCCAGAGCACCAUGGCCAGCCCAAGAACCAGGAAAGUUCUUAAGGAAGUCCGGGCACAGGAUGAGAAUAAUGUUUGCUUUGAGUGUGGUGCGUUCAAUCCUCAGUGGGUCAGCGUGACUUAUGGCAUCUGGAUUUGCCUGGAAUGCUCUGGGAGACACCGUGGGCUUGGGGUGCACCUCAGCUUUGUGCGCUCUGUUACAAUGGACAAAUGGAAGGACAUUGAGCUGGAGAAGAUGAAGGCUGGUGGGAAUGCUAAGUUCCGAGAGUUCCUGGAGACACAGGACGACUAUGAGCCUAGCUGGUCACUGCAGGACAAGUACAGCAGCAGAGCUGCGGCGCUCUUCAGGGAUAAGGUGGCUACUUUGGCAGAAGGUAAAGAGUGGUCUCUGGAGUCAUCGCCUGCACAGAACUGGACCCCACCUCAGCCCAAGACACUGCAGUUCACUGCCCACCGACCCUCUGGACAGCCGCAGAAUGCAACUGCCUCUGGGGACAAGGCUUUUGAAGAUUGGCUGAAUGAUGACCUGGGUUCCUAUCAGGGUGCUCAGGAGAAUCGCUAUGUAGGGUUUGGGAACACAGUGCCACCUCAGAAGAGAGAAGAUGACUUCCUCAACAAUGCCAUGUCAUCUCUGUACUCGGUAAGAAGCCCUAGGACCUGCAGAGUGCCUGCUGCCCCAGACAUAGCUAAGGGGGUUGCUACAAAAUUUGGAUCUCAAGCAAGUCAGAAGUUUUGGGGUUACAAGCAGCAGUCGGAGCCGGCUUCGGAGUUGGGCCACAGCCUGAAUGAGAAUGUUCUCAAGCCUGCACAGGAGAAGGUGAAGGAGGGAAGGAUUUUUGAUGAUGUGUCCAGUGGGGUCUCUCAGUUGGCAUCCAAGGUCCAGGGAGUUGGCAGUAAAGGAUGGCGUGAUGUCACUACUUUCUUCUCUGGGAAAGCUGAAGACACUUCAGACAGACCCUUAGAGGGUCACAGCUACCAGAACAGCAGCGGAGACAACUCUCAGAACAGCAACAUAGACCAGAGCUUCUGGGAGACCUUCGGGAAUGCUGAGCCCCCCAAGGCCAAGUCCCCAAGCAGUGACAGCUGGACCUGUGCAGACGCCUCAACAGGGAGGAGGAGCUCGGACAGCUGGGACGUUUGGGGCUCAGGUUCUGCAUCCAACAACAAGAACAGCAAUAGCGAUGGCUGGGAGAGCUGGGAGGGAGCCAGUGGGGAGGGCAGGGCAAAGGCCACCAAGAAGGCAGCCCCAUCCACGGCUGAUGAGGGCUGGGACAACCAGAACUGGUAGGAGCCUAGCACCCUAGCCCAGCCCUGCUGGGAGACCGCUGUGUUUGCACUUUGCCCUUCUUGUUCCUCCUUCAUUUGACCUCAGUGUGAAGACAGUGGCUCAGGCAGGACUUGAGUUGGUGCUGCCUGCCUGGUGUGGGGUGGCUUUCUCUUAGACCUCAGGGGACAUGUCAUCCACCUGCCUCUUGGGUCCUCUGAGCAGCCCUCCUGGACUCUGGGUUCUUGGGACCCAGGCCUGUCCCUGCAGCCCUAGCACAGCCUGGGACUGCAGCUCUGUGCAAUGUCAGCCAAGCCAGACAUCUGCUUUCGUUGAAAUGUCUUUUUAAACUUGAAAGGUCUGCUAGUUCUUUCUUCUUGAAGAAAGUGCCUGGAGCCUUAAAGCUGGAAAUGAGAUGACAAAAGCAAUACUGGAGCUCACACUGCCACCGACACCCUCACCUAAGUCCACAGCCUAUGGCCUGUGCUGUGAAACUCACCUUGUGACCCUCUGCCUUUCCUGCAUCAGCCUGUCCAGCCCUCAGUUAAAUGGGACAAACUCUCCACAGAUGGCCACACAAAGCAGACUGGGCUCUGGUCCUCCUUGGACACCUGAUUUGAACUUGGCCAGCCCUGGACAGCUCAGAAAUGAGGAAAGGAGAGUAAAGGGGCGGGAGCAUUUUCCACGUAUCUGCCGCUCCCACCUGGUACAGGGGAGCCUGAGCAUGGAGGGGGUGCUCAGAGGCCAACUGCCACUGCCAGGGUCAGGCAUCUUAAUGGGGACCCUCCUUCCGGGCAGAGCACCUGUUAGUAUUUGCCAUGUAUUGUGUCUGUGACAGCCCAGGCCUUCUCCCAGGCUGCUCAGAGCACACUUGGUCGUGUCUCCCUCAGCAUGCAGCUGUCCUUCCAGAUGACCCCACUUAUCACCCUGUGGAUUUUGUGGAACACUGCAGUUGAGACCCAUGUGCUAUCAGUGGUUGGUGUGACAGCCGUUCCCUCCUAGCAUUCCGUGACUGCUGUGUGAUGUGGCUGGAGAGACCAGCUGGGGUCUCUGUCUCCUUAAAUCCACUCCUGUCUGACCCUCAGUUUGACCAGCAGUGCAUGACCUGAAGUUCCGUGGUUUAUGUGUCUGUCAUGUUUGCUCCUACUUUCUAAUGUUAAGCUGUCUGGGUCCUAAGUUUCCAGUGCUUCCCCCCUCCUCCCCUAAAUGCGGAUUCAUGGUUCCUUGCAGAACUGAUAGGGCUUAAGUUUGGGGAAUCCUCCGGGAUUGCUUUGUCCUCAAGUGGACAUGACACUACUCAGUAGUCAUGUAACAGGACAUCUCCGAGCUAGGGAAGCAAGGGAGAAGAUACUCAGGACUUGUGCCUGAUAGAAUAACCACUGAUAGAUGACAUCAGAGGUCAGAGACUUGGGGUGAGAAGACAUGGGGUUGUUGAGUACACAGAAAGUCAAAAGUCAAGAAAGUCUGAACACGGAGGGAAGACCUCACUGAAACUGGAAUAUCCCCAGAAUGAAGGAGUCCUUGAUUUGGUGGACAUGAGGUGAUAUAAGGGGAAUGAAAUCUAUUGAUUCUGGUCCAGGAAGCUGUCACUUGGGAGUGGCAAAUGGCCCUAGCUACAAACAGGCUUCUGGUACUAUGUUGAGUAAAUACAGGAGCUGCAUGUUUUGAGGCUUGUUUUAGCAUAAUCCAGAGCCCUCUAUACCACUUUUCCAAUCCCUUAAAGGACAGGGUAAGUAAAGCCUAGGGCAAGGUUCUAGGUAUGGCCUUUGGCUACUGCUUGCAGCCUGUAUGUAGGGAACUUGUCAGACUAUAUUCUAUAAACAUAAGGCCUGGAGAGCCCUUCUCUUGGAUAUAUAUAAACAAACACAUGGCAGGGACAGCUUGGGCUUCAGGGAGGCCUGGUUAGACUUAAGUCAGACAUCGUCGGCCUAGGUGACCUGGCAAGAGGCUGAGCAGCCUUGGAUGCCUGUGGUUCGUCAUGUAGCUAGGGAGGAGAAAGGAACGGUAUCUUGGACUGGCUCUGCUUGUGGCUUGAGUGGAUAGCCUUUCCUGGGCCAUGUUAGUGGCCUGGGUAGUAGGCUUGUCUCCAGAGACUCCACAUCCUUGAGGCAAGUUGUGGCUUGGCCUCUUGUCUUCUAUCCUGGCUUUGGCCCAGGGAUGUCCAGUGGGAUAGUAUGGAGCCUCCUGUAUGUGGCCCGCAGAAGGGUUUGUCUGUGGGCAGCACUAAAGGACCAAGGAGUUCUGAUUAUUUAUGCUGCCUGUAAAUGCCCUGGGAGCCCUUGUAUCAGCCCAAUGGUCUGUUUCCUCUGAAAUUGAUCUGGGCCUCUGGCUAGCUGUUGGGAGUGUGGGUUUUAGCAUCAAGGGAUGCUGGGCAGCCAAGGAUAUCGAUCUCUCAAGUCAGGCUUCACUUCAGACUUCCUGCCCCAAAUGGCCAGACCAGACACCUUUGAAACCAUUAAGACAAUAUCCUGAGUGUCUGCUCCCCCAUCAUCAUGUUUGCCCACUUAAAUUGUUACUCCCUACUGUCAGGCUGUGGUCAGGAGGAAGGUGAACAGGCUCCAGGGCACUCUGUUCUGAUUUAUUUUGCAAGGGUUAUGGCAUGGAUCUCAGAGCAUGGGGAUGGGUGUACACAUGCCAUUUCUAGGUACUGGGAAAGCAGGACCACCGGGCUGGUACAAGGGCUGCCAGGGCUUUUCUAGGCAGCAGGAGGUAGAAAGUACAGGGCAGUCCACCCGAGAGUCAGAGCAGAGAGGAGCACUGAGCUGCGCGUGAAUACACACAGGUAUUUGAAGAUUCCUGUGAGCUACAUCCACAGAUAUAUGUACCCAGAGAUUACCAUUACCACCUUUAUCUGACCAUGGGAGGGUCUGUAAGGACUGUGACCCUACAUCUCACAUCAUGGGUUGAAAGACCAAACUGAGGCUGCACUGGACCCAUGGGAACCCUAGAGUGGCUGGGUCAUAAGCCAUACCUUCAGGUGGGAGAAAGGGGCCUUUUAUCCCUGGCCUGGUCUACUGGGCCACCUUGCCAAAAGUUACAGGGUGAGACCAUGGGGUUUUCAAGAUGGGUCACGAGAGCUUCAUUGAGAGCAGAGCUUUCCCAACCUAUGCAGGCUGGAGCGGCUCAGGAAGGUGUAAGUAGUGUGGGCAUGGGCCUGCUCCUAGUUUUAGGGUGGACAGGAAGGAAGGGAAUAGAGGUUGUAGACCCCAGCCCCAAGUGAUUGGUAGUCCAAAUGGUCCUUCCCCCAAAUAGGCUGGUCAGAGGCCCUCAAUGCCCAGCACCCAGGACUACACACACUGGCCUUUAUUCUCAAGAAGCCUCUGGGACCUCCUCUGUGGGACAGACUUGCAGUUCCCCACUACUCCUGGUGGGAUUCCCAGAAGAGUGUGAAAUGGGUCCUUUGUGCUGGGACCACCAUCUCAUUCUUGAAAACAAGCCCCAAGCAGCAGCAGAUAAAAGGGAGGGGGAAAGACUUAAGGGCGGGCCUAGUGGUGACAUCAGGGAAGGGAACCUUCUCUAAGUUCCAGCCUUGUCACAGACCAAGAAGCACUGGAAACUGAAGAACACUAUCCUUGGAGCAGGAGGUUAGUGACUCAUUUAUGGCCCUGGGGUUUGGUGCAUGAGGGCCUACCAGAGAAUCCACUGGGGAGAGACUGGGGAAAGUGAUAAGGCCCCACAAGUUGAGGGACUCAAGUGUAGCCUGGAGACCUGAGCAUCUUCAGAUCCUAUGAGGGUUUCAGAUGACACUUGGAACUAAGGACAUACGAAAAGGGCUGGUGGGCAGCAGAGAGAACUUAUGUCCAUCAGCUGUGACCACCCUGGCUGUGAAGUAGGGAGGGGUCUGGCUUCAGAGUGAGUCCAGAAGGGAGGGAGGGCCAUCUGUGGCACUUCGUAGGCAGAUGGGGCAGCAGUUCAUAGCACUGACACCUUAGUUUAAAUUUUCUGGAUGGAUGUGUAUAUAUACACUCUAGAGCAGUGGUUCUCAAUUUUCCUAAUGCUGUGGCCCUUUAAGAAGUUCUGCAUGGUGUGGCGAACCUCAAUCAUGAAAUUAUUUUUGUUGCUACCUCAUAACUAUGAUUUUACUAUUAUGUAUCAUAAUGUAAAAAUCUGUGCUUUCCAAUAAUCUUUGGUAAUCCCUGUGAAAGGGUCAUUAGAUGCCCUCACCCCCACCCCGACACACACAAAGGGGUCACAACUCCCAGGUUAACUACUGUUUUAGGGUGUAUCAGCCUGUAGUCUUCCUACUGGUCCCAGCUCUGCUCCCAGAGCUGGCUUCUCUGCAGAGGUAACCUUGAGUAUCCAGGAAAUGCAGGUGCUUUGUGCGGGGGUGGGGUGGGGAGCUGGGUUCCUUAGGCUCACAAAUUCCAGACUGGGUCAUGCUUGUGUUCCCUCUUCCAAAGUACUACCCUUAGGUGGUGAGCUCUACCCCGCUGGCCUCUCUCAAGCAUUGUUUCCCAACUUCGGAGAGGACCCAAGGGCUCCCCAAUACUUUUCGUUCCUACUGUGCCUACUACUGCUAUAAUCAGAACUUGGUCUCACAUGUCCCUUCUGCUUGAGAGCAAGCCACCAAAUGUGGUGACCUUGAUGGUAUGAAUCUAUCCAAACCAAUCUCAGACACCAUGUGGGGCUGCUGGGGCCUCAAGGAUUCCCCGCCGUGUCUCUCUACUGUGGCUGUGAAUACCAGAAGGGGCAUGGGCAGUGCUCCCCUGUUCAGGGAGACUUGGCUCCCUGCAGAGGGUACUUGGAGUACACAAGCAAAUUGUGUAGCUGAGGGUCCUUUGUUCAGUGGGACGCCUCAGUGUGGCUUCAGUCUUCAUCAACAUCUCCAUAAUGAUAAGUCAUAGACCUCUGGGCUUCACUCACAUCUGUAGGGACAACCUGCUAGUCCAUGGGAAUGGAUGCAGAACUAGCUUUCUGUCAGGGAGUGGGUAAGACAGUUCCUUAAGUGGUGAGGGCUUUGACCUCUCCUCCCACAGGCUGCGCAGUAUGAGCCUCCAAGGCUCCUACCUCCGCUUCUGCCUCUGGAUGUUCUUGGGCACCACGUUGGCACUGGGGCAGGGACAAGGUAAGGAGGCAAUGCCCCCACUGCAACAAGAAGAACUCUGCUACAAGCCUCUGACUUGCCAGAACAGGCAUUUCCCUGUAGAGUAAAUGCUAACCUGAGAGCUGUUGUGGCAACAGGCAAGCUGGUAGAGCAGAGGAGAGAACACUCACACUCAGCUCUUGCCUUGACCUUGUGGUACUUCGGCCUUGCUUAGGGAGGCUUUCUUGCCUAAGUUAUUUCAAGAUUACUGACAUUCUCCAAAUUUGACCCUUUAUCUAUGCCUUGCAUAAUUCUGUAAAAUUUUCAAUCUGGUUUCAUAUACUACACACAUGGCUUAAUAGAGAUCAAUACUCCUGCCUCUUCCCUCCCAAGGGGGUAAAAAAAAGCCUUCCUACACUGUCUUCGAAGGGUGGUGUACCUCUCUUCUCUGUACGUGUCUUGGGGCAAGAGGCUCCAUCUGGACCCUUUCAAUUUGGCCAUUCCAGGCUCCCCCGGGAAAGUCUCUCGUAGUAUUUCUAUGACCUCCAAGGGAUGUGCACAGGACUUGGGGAGGAUCUGUGUUACAGACUCCUUCCUGUGGAGCUGCUGGCUCAGGUGGGUCCCUGGAAGGCAUGUUUCUGUGUGCCCAUAGCCUUCACACUCAUGACUACAUCUAGCUCCCAGGAACAAUAUAGUAUGUUCCUCAUGA